GACUGUGUUCGCUGCAACUUCUAGCAAACCUCCUCCACGUGGUAUGGUUGCUUAGAGACGCUGGAGGCUAAACCAAAAUGCAAGGCUGAACCAAAAUGCAAGCUGCCGAUGUCGUCGACGCUAGCUGGAGGCUGAACAAUGCAAGGAAAAUACAUGCAAAAAUAAAUCAAUCAAUUGACCGAGAGAAGGGCAAACUCACCGGCACCGGCGCGGAGCGGACAACAGGGGGCGCUACGGAAGAACAGCGACAGCAAGCUUCGCCGGAGAAGAAACCAGAUCUACCGGCCGCAGAGGAAAACCAGAAAUGGGGAAGAAAGUGUACAGCCGAUAUUUAAAUAUAAAAAUUUAAAACCCUAAUUAAACUUACUGCCUAGUUAAGACUCCCAAUUGAAUCUUUAUUGAAAAAUAAUAAUAGAUCCUAAUAAAUAUAAAUUACUAGUGAUAUUUACAUUUAAUUCUUAUAUAUUCAUAAUCAUAAUAAAAUCCUAAUAAAUAUAUUAUUUCCUUCCUUAUCUGCAUCAUUCUCCCCCAUUUGGUGAAAACUUGACCUCGAGUUUUGUAGUGUUGAAGCCAUACAAAUUUCAAGGCAACAAAAUAAUACAAUGCAGUGCUUUUGGUAACUUGACUUCGAUCUUCAAACCAAACAAAACAGACUACAAAGUAGGAUGUUUAGCAUCUAAUUCUUCUAAAAAAAUAAACUCAACAGGUUGAACAACUUGCAAGACAGAAAGAAACUCAAAAUUUGCAGUCCUUCCUCUUGGUUUGUAUGUUUGAAUGCCUCUUUCCGAUCAGAAUCCGUCAUGCUUGCAAUAAUUCUAGCAGAUGUUAGACAAAUGAUUGAGAAUUAAUAAUUGCUUCUAAAUGGGGCUUAGAAAUAUUGUGCAGUGAUUGAGAAAUUGAUUCUUUGUAGAUUUAGUCCUGUUUUGUUACUAUAGUUUGUACAGAACAGAAGGUAGUAGCUUAAAAACAGUACUAAAUAAUAAGCUCCACA
Molecule: messenger RNA, 991 nt
Organism: Rubroshorea leprosula
Lineage: Eukaryota; Viridiplantae; Streptophyta; Magnoliopsida; Malvales; Dipterocarpaceae
Source: the annotation of a GenBank genome assembly